UUGACUUUGCGCCGUCGCCGGGCCUUCUUUUACUUUUCGUGUCAGAGUGCAGAUAGACAGACAGACCAUCUCGCGCAGCAGCAGCAGGAUGAACGCAGCACUGUUAUCCCUGAUCCUCUUCGUAGCCUGCGCCGCAGCAGCGCCAGCGGAUCCGCAGGUGAUUCCGAUCGUGAGCCAAACGCAGGAGGGACCUAAUCCCGACGGCUCGUACAAGUGGGCCUACGAAUCGGGCAACGGCAUCAAGGCUAACGAAGAGGGCCAGGUGAAAAACGCUGGCUCGGAGAACGAGGCUAUGCAGGCCCAGGGCGCCUUUAGCUACAAGGGUGACGACGGCGUCGACAUCGCCAUGACUUACAUCGCCGACGAGAACGGCUUCCAGCCCCAGGGCGCUCAUCUGCCGACGCCACCACCCAUUCCUGAGGCCAUCCAAAGGGCGCUCGAAUGGAACGCCGCACAUCCCGAGCAGGACGGCGAGAAGGCGUAAGCUCGAUCCUCGAUCUGCUUAAUGGAUCGUCGUGAAUGUCGAGAGACGCGAUCUUCGCUGGAUUGGAUUGGUCGAUCGCGCGCGGAAAUUCGGUUACACGAGUAUCAUUGACGUACUCGAUAACCCGAUCUCACAGUCAUCUAUAUACACUAAUUGCUGCUUCUUCUUACUUUUAUUUUAUUCCUGUUGGACGUUGCGUUCGAAAUUUUCCGGAGAGUGAUUUUUUUUAAGUGUCGUCGAGACCUGGUCCGGUACAAAUUCAGUGAGGUUGGAAAAUGGGCCAUGUGAAGUUGGAUUACUAUAUGUGCGUCGCGGGAAGACAGUGCAAAGAAGCGCGGAUACGAAUGUCGGAUAGACUCUUGUAUACGGUGGUUCAUAUACCAGUGAUUGAGAAUCAAUUAUUCUAAAUAAAUAUAUGUGAACAUUUGCAUGGUCGAUUUUCUACAAAUUAUCCACCUGAUAAAUCUAUUCUACUAUUUAGACACAAUCAACUCUUAAAGCAUUCUUUUUUUACGAAGUGAUUUCUAUACGCAUAGUGUUAGUAUCUAACACUAUAAAAUGAGCAUGUGUGGCGGGUACAUAAUAUUCUCAGAAAAUUCUUUAAGCAGCCAUUAUGAAAGCACUUAGCCUGCGUAAUCACUCAAAAAAGUAAACAAAAAAAAAAGCUAAAAGCAAAAGUUCUAUUAGCUCGUUUAUUUAUUCAUCCUCACUUUCUAAUUAUAACUUCCCGAAGAAUUUUGUAAACUUUGUAGUUACUGCAUGAAGAUUGACUAACACUUUUCUCACUUUUUUUUUCUUUACGCGCACCAAUAAUAACACGGGACGGAAAAAAUGGAAAUCAAUUAUUGAUCAAGCUUUUAACUUCACUGGCCAACGUCAACGGACUUGCGUCAAAACUCACUUUAUCUACAUACUUAUUACUUAUACUCCCGCUUGUCUAUUCAAAACUUUGUACAUACUACUUUAUACAUUAUAUUUUAUUACCGAAACUAUAAAAAUGUACUUAUAAUUAAUAUAUAUUGCAGAUGUAUAUUACUCUAUUUUUGUAUCGUAUAUUUUACUCUACGCAUAUAUGUAUCACUGUGCAUUACUCGAUAAAAAUAUCAACGUAUAAUAUAACAUAUAGUACAUAUACGCGCACUCUAUGAGUAUAUAUGACAUAGAUGAGCGUGAAUAUUAUUGCGAAGCAUUCGCUCAAUACGAGCGCGAAAAGCAGAAAAAAAUACAGGCGUAUAACGAGCGGUAGCUUUAUCUACACUUUCUUUUAUACAGAUAUAUAACCUAUGACACAGCGCAUGGUACUGUAAUUGUAUAUUCAUAUGAAAUAAAACAAGUUGCAUC
This is a messenger RNA of Nasonia vitripennis (jewel wasp), 1825 nucleotides long. It is a transcript of the gene CPR16, whose product is annotated as cuticular protein RR-1 family member 16. The record is from RefSeq and is marked validated. Lineage: Eukaryota; Metazoa; Arthropoda; Insecta; Hymenoptera; Pteromalidae. Gene Ontology annotation, cellular component: chitin-based extracellular matrix. Gene Ontology annotation, molecular function: structural constituent of chitin-based larval cuticle.